ACUGAGGCGGGGUCGCGCGAAGGGAUUGCGUAUCCUACAUGUCUUGUUGCGAAGCAGUCUGAGUCUCUUCCUCUUCCACCUAGUUUUUAAGGGGCGGGGAGUACUUGGGUGUUGCCUAUUUGUGUCGACCUCGACAGAGUCCAGUGGCUAAAAACAUCGGAUUAUUUUCAUUUUACAACCGUCUGGCCUUGUGUCUCUUGUGUCUCUUGCCCGUUGCCUCACCACCGAAAGGGAUCAGAAUACUUCAACCAUGGGAGUCGAAGGCUGCACUAAAUGUAUCAAAUACAUGCUUUUCUUCUUUAACUUCAUCUUCUGGCUCGCUGGAGGUGUGGUCCUGGGCGUGGCUCUGUGGCUUCGACAUGACAGCCACACCAGCAGCCUGCUAGAGUUGAAGUUUGACGGCCAACAAGCACCAACCACCUUCUUAAACAGUGUUCACAUCCUGAUCGCUGUUGGCGCAGUGAUGAUGGUUGUCGGGUUCCUCGGCUGCUAUGGUGCCAUUCAGGAGUCUCAGUGUCUUCUUGGAACAUUCUUUGCCUGCUUGGUGAUCCUGUUUGCUUGUGAGGUGGCAGCUGGAAUCUUUGGAUUCAUGCACAAAGAUUCGAUUUCCAAAGAGCUGAUUACCUUCUAUGACAAUGUGUACGAGAACUCUGUAGCAACCACUUUAACAGACCAGGACAAGGACAAGAAACAGGCUGCCGCUGCUGUGCUGAAGGUCUUCCAUGAGACGUUGGAAUGCUGUGGUAGGGGCAUCAGCAACCCGUUCACUACGUUAAUCACCCAAGGUUUUACAGACAUCUGCCCCAAGUCAGUCGCCGCUUCCACUACAGACUGUCAUGGAAAAAUCAGGGAGCUCUUUACCGAGAAGGUUUACCUGAUUGGCAUCGCUGCCCUGAUAGUUGCUAUUAUUAUGAUCUUUGAGAUGACCUUUAGUAUGGUCCUGUGCUGUGGGAUCCGCAACAGCCCGGUGUACUAAAGUCCAGGGGGGAAGAAGCAAGGGCUAGUGACCUCUGGAGAUACUAGCCAAUGACUGAAGGAAAAUAUUUAUCUUCCUUUAUUUUGUUUUUAUAGCCUGUCACUUCCUCAAAUAGUUGCUUGCCAAUUUUGUCAGUUGUACAAGAUCAAAAAUGCAUCUUCUCACACAGUUUUUGAUAAUACAGUACCAACUAUUCUUGUCAGUCACAGAUAGCUGUUCAGUAUUUUGACUAAUGUCAGUCUGUACAAAAUGUUGAGGUUUACAUUGGCAUGGCUUUUAAACACACACGCACACACACACAUGAAUACAGAUCCUGGAAUUCUUGUGUUAAUUGUGAAGUAUUGCCGUAUGCCAUGCUGGAGUCCAAAACAUUGUAUUCUGUUGGUUUAUCAAUCUCUUUUCAAAUGUAUAUGUAUAAACUGUAUAUAUAUGCAGUGCUUUAUGACUGUCAAGCAUGGGUAAUGUAUUGAAUCCCUUCUCCCCACAAUUUUCUGCACUCACUGCUUGUCUGCCUGAGUUUUCUCCAUAGAGAACAACCACUAACAGUGAAUGGAUACUAUUGAUUUGUCUGUCCCGUCUAAAACCAAGAUAAUAGAAGUGAUAGUUUGUGCUGUGCUUUUAUAACACCUACCAAUCCAAGCCAUAAAGAGACCCCAUGCUUCCAAGCCUUAUGAGUGGAAUAUCCCAUCCUCCCCAACAACACCUUGUUCCUGUUAAACUACAUUGAAUGUCCUGUCCUUAACCUAUUGCUGUGUACUAUGCAUACCUACAGAAACCUCACCUCUUGGGGUCCUAAGCUGGCGCAGCGUUAAAACGCACUGCACCACAGUGCUGAGGCGCCACUACAGCAUGGGGUUUGAUCCCAGACUGUCACAACCGGCCGUGACCGGGAGCCCCAUAGGACGGCGCACAAUUGGCCCAGUGCCGUUCGGGGUAGGGGAAGGUUUGGCUGGUGGGGCUUUCCUUGGCUCAUCUUGCUGUAGCGACUCCUUGUGACUGGUCUGGACGCCUGCAAGCUUACUCCAGUCAUCAGUCGAACGGCGUUUCCUCCGACACAUUGGUGCGGCUGGCAUCCGGGUUAAGAGAGCAGUGUGAUAAGAAGUAGGCAGCCAGAUGGGUCAUGUUUCGGAGGACGCAUGACUCAACCUUCACCUCUCCUGAGCCCGUUGCAGAGAUGAGCCAAAGGACCUAAUACGGGGUAAAAAAUACGCUUGUGGCCAUACCACCCUGAACACGCCUGUUCAGGGUCGGGCCUGGUUAGUACUGGGACGGCAGACCGCCUGGGAAUACCAGGUGCCAUAAACGCAAAAAAAAAGAUUAAGAAAAAAAAUAAAAAAUAAAUGUCACCUCUUCAGCCAUUCAGACAAAUCUAGUUUAUUUUCAAAGAAUACUUUUUACCCCUGCUUGUUAUACUCUGACAGUCAAACAUCUUAUUAUGCUGGGACUUGCCGGACAAUGUUGUAUCUGUGCUGUAUGAUGAUACUGUAUAAUACCACUGACCAUGCGGUUGUGAGAGGUUGAGUUUGUGUGUCAGGAAGUCCAAUACUGGCCAUGUCAACAAGUCAAGUCCACAACCAACCAACCACUAGGGGGCAGACCUGUUGUGAUGCUUCAUGGUAUUCCAUGGCUAUGGUUCCAAAGCCAGGGGGAGCUCUUGUCAUACGUUCUUGCUCCACUGUGACUAGGGUUGCCUGCUCAACUGCAAAGCACUUCUCGACCGGUUCCAUUUCAAUCUUCAGCUUCCCUUCAGAGUUUACAGAUUUGAAUCUGAUUUAUUAGAGGGCGAGGUGGAGCUAUCACCCUAUUAUCUACACCUAUCCAGUCCUUAUAGAUCUGUUAACACGGAAGGGGUAGAGGCUAGGGACUGAAGUGGAACCAGGCCCUUAACAUUCACCUAUAUACACACAUAAGCACUUAAACACUCACACAUACUCACUCCAUCAUCAUUUGUGUAGUCCUACAUAAUAGACUGUACGGCUUUCUAAGCCAACCAAAACCUAGUCUUGUUAACACAUAAUGCCUAUGCUGAUAUAUGGUUAAGUGUCUUGUAACAUGUACAGCUAUAUAUUAUUGUACUAAUGACCAUGUAAAGACAAUGUAGCUAUGCCUUUCAUUGUGAUAUUUUGUCUGGUACGUUGUCAAAAGAAAAAUGUGUGUCGGCUUCAGUGGCAGUGUGCAGGACUGAGAAUUCAGUUGAGUUACUAAAGGUUGGGAAGAUUAGCAUCAUGGCUGUAUAUGCUGUACAACACAAAGGUGAAGAGCAAUGCCAGCGAAAGAGUAUCUCUCUUUAGUAUCUAUGUCACUGCCCUACUGUAAAAACACUAUACACAAUGUAGUGACUGAGACGCAAUAGCCCGCUGCUGCUCAAAUCUGUGCCCUUUCUCUCCUGUUUUAGAUUUUGAUUUGGUUUUGUUGCCCAAGUAUUAAGGGAUUAAAUGUAUUUUACAAAUAAUAAAGGAAUAACCUGUCUUUUUCACAUCUUA
Molecule: messenger RNA, 3459 nt
Organism: Salmo salar (Atlantic salmon)
Lineage: Eukaryota; Metazoa; Chordata; Actinopteri; Salmoniformes; Salmonidae
Product: CD81 antigen
Cellular component (GO): plasma membrane
Source: RefSeq, a predicted model, not a curated record